AUUGUGCAACCCUCUGCCCUAUAAAUACAGACACUCCCGCCUCUGGAAGCCUCUGUCAGCUCGGCCUCCGAGGAGCCUCCUUGGCCAGGCAUCCGGGCCCAACCUGCCGGCCGCCAUGAAGGCUCUCUGCUUCCUGCUGCUGGCGUUGUGCCUCCUCUCCCGCCUGGCCCCAGGUGCUGCCUUUCUCACGGGUCUCGGCCAGCGGUCUGACCACUACAUAUGUGCCAGGAAAGGAGGAACCUGUAACUUUUCUCCAUGCCCACUUUUUACCAGGAUCGAUGGCACCUGCUAUGGUGGAAAGGCCAAGUGCUGCAUGCGCUGACUCUGGCCUGGGAGCGAUGGACAAAGCAUGCGGAAGUCAAGUGAAGUCUUUGUAACCGCUAUUUUAAUAAAAGAAGACUUUUUUUUUUUUUUUAAAGCAUCCCUCCUUCAGACCAAAAUGAAUCUUGUGUCUCCUUCUGGAAGACGUUGAGAAAGUAAGGGGGUUAGGAGAGCGGAGCUGGGCCAGGCCACGGAGCCUGCCCAGUACAAGAAUGGGAGAUGCUGACCACAGCAUUUUAUCACCAAACCAACAGGCGGGCAAUGAGACCCAGGACACGUGAGGAGGAAAUGCUGCAGAGGAAAGCUUCCCUGAUCCUAGAAGCAACUCAACGUCAUCCCAAAGUCAACGUCUUAGCAGCCUGGCCAGGGAAACGGCCCCUGUGCAGAGCCCGGAUGGCUGCCUUCUCUCCUCCCUGGGCCUGGGGCAGCGGGUUGGUUCACCUUAGCACUGGAGACCCUGUGUCAUGAGGACAAAGCUCCUCCCGUAACUUCCACUCUCGUGCCCAGACUCCCGCUCCACAACCACACCACCUGGCCGCACACUGCCACCAAGAGCAUCUUAUGGCCACAACGUCUCAUCUCACUCCCUUGGCCUGUAGACACCUGUUGGUGAGGGAGAUGGGUCGCUCUCCCUUUUUUCCAAUAAAUUUUUUACCACUCUUGACAA
This is a messenger RNA of Acinonyx jubatus (cheetah), 988 nucleotides long. RefSeq names its product defensin beta 1 (gene DEFB1). Gene Ontology annotation, cellular component: extracellular region. Lineage: Eukaryota; Metazoa; Chordata; Mammalia; Carnivora; Felidae. Gene Ontology annotation, biological process: innate immune response in mucosa; defense response to Gram-positive bacterium; defense response to Gram-negative bacterium. The transcript is spliced from 2 exons. The record is from RefSeq and is a predicted model, not a curated record. The coding region runs from base 116 to 322 and encodes 68 amino acids. Gene Ontology annotation, molecular function: CCR6 chemokine receptor binding.